Molecule: messenger RNA, 480 nt
Organism: Boeremia exigua
Lineage: Eukaryota; Fungi; Ascomycota; Dothideomycetes; Pleosporales; Didymellaceae
Exons: 1
Coding region: 1-480 (159 amino acids)
Source: RefSeq, a predicted model, not a curated record
AUGUAUGGCUGUGUGCGUCUACCUCUGUACCUCUGUCCCUCUGUACUUCUGCAUCAACCUCUGCCUCUGCCGACUCGAAUCGACUCGACUCGACUCGACUCGACCCAACUCAACUCUUACGCAACCCCUCCGCGGCCGCAAAGCCAAGAUGUAAGAACUGGGGAUUGGAAAUCAUUAUCUGCCCAACCCAUGUCUGCUUUUCUGUGCUUCUGCCUCUCUAUAUCUGCGUAUGUCUCUGUCUACCCGUAUACAACGUCUACUGCUUCUGUGGAGAUGCAGGAUCCGAGAUCCGAGAUCUGCGAUCUGGCGAUUGACAUAAAAGAACCAAAGAACCUAAAAACUGCGAAACCGAAACAGUUUGCGGAAAUAGAGAUGUCUGUGUGUGUAGACAUGCACCCCACCUAUCUCACAGCGUUCCUCUCCUCUCCUUCUCCCUCCCACAUCACCAACGCGCCCGGAAUCCAAGAGCUAGGGGAUUAG